AUGGUAGACGCCCAGCGAUCCCUGGCCGUCGUAGACUCCAACGCCAAGGCGCUGCUCGACUGGCUCUCGACUUUCAAGGGCUUCUACAACAAGCUUGAGCUGCAGGAUGCCGACGCCGCUGGACGCGGUCUGUUCGCGUACGGCAAGGCUCUCAACUCGCCGCUGAACUCGAUCCCGCUCGAGCUCUUCCCGGCUCUGGCGUCUUCGGACUCGCCCCCGCAGUCGCCGAGCUCCGCUGUCCCGAGGCUCACGACGACGCAGCUCCUCGCCCUCCACCUCGCACUGACCCACGAUGCGCGCGGCAGGCACCGUUCCGAGUGGCAGAUCUUCCUCGACAGCAUUGAGACCGACUUCACCCCAUGGCACCCUCUCACGUGGUCCCUGUCCAAGGACGACUUCUGGCAGACGCUUGAGAGCAGGCUCUCUCGUAGUGUGCGCGUGAAGAUUGACGCCGUCCGGCGGCGAUACGAUGCUGACCUCGCCGUGCUCAAGCGAGUGCUCACGACGGUGGAGCCGUUCAAGUCGCAAGGCGUCAUCGACGCCAUCCCCGAGAACGCCCUGCUUUGGGCGUGGCUGAAUGGUGAAUACAAACGUGAUGGCCACUCUAACGCCCAGUGA
Trichosporon asahii var. asahii CBS 2479 is the source of this 618-nucleotide messenger RNA. RefSeq lists its product as uncharacterized. The transcript has 3 exons. Lineage: Eukaryota; Fungi; Basidiomycota; Tremellomycetes; Trichosporonales; Trichosporonaceae. The coding region runs from base 1 to 618 and encodes 205 amino acids. The record is from RefSeq and is a predicted model, not a curated record.